Molecule: messenger RNA, 1819 nt
Organism: Hibiscus syriacus
Lineage: Eukaryota; Viridiplantae; Streptophyta; Magnoliopsida; Malvales; Malvaceae
Product: trihelix transcription factor GT-2-like
Exons: 2
Coding region: 135-1745 (536 amino acids)
Source: RefSeq, a predicted model, not a curated record
AUAAAUAAAUUCACCAUACAUCUAUCUUACAUAAAACCCUUUGAUAAUAUUCACCUUGCGCUUCUUAUACCAUUUCCUUCAUUUAUUUUCUUUCCUUUUUUGGUGCUGUAAUUGCUGGGGGAGAGAGUCCUGUGAUGGGGGACUCGAGUAUGAUAGAAGGCUCCGUCGAAGCAGCGACGGUGGCCGGAAUCCAUGAAGGAAGUGAAGGUGAAGAAGAUAAAGGUAGGGUUGAUGAAGGUGACCGGAGUUUCGGAGGAAAUCGAUGGCCGAGGCAAGAGACUUUAGCUUUGUUGAAGAUACGUUCCGACAUGGAUUCCGUUUUCCGAGACUCUACUCUCAAAGGUCCAUUGUGGGAAGAGAUUUCUAGGAAACUAGCUGAGCUUGGAUAUAAUCGAAGUGCCAAGAAAUGCAAAGAGAAAUUCGAGAAUGUUUACAAGUACCACAAGAGAACCAAAGAUGGCCGAACAAGCAAGGUGGAUGGCAAGGCCAAGACUUACCGUUUCUUCGAUCAAUUACAAGCCUUUCAAAAUAAUAAUAUUCAAUCACUCCAAUCAUUUUCACCUUCCAAGCCCACGGUGAAUGCACCUCAAACCUGCAACACCACCGUACCAUCGGUGGCGGUUCCUGUACAUUCUACUAAUCCUUGUGUUUUUAACCUCUCGUCGAAUAUUUUCUCGACUUCGACCUCGUCUUCGACCACGUCCAACGACGAUUCGUAUCAGGGAAGCGUCGGGAAGAAGAGGAAAUGGAAGGAGUUUUUCAAGAGGCUGACUAAGGAGGUGAUCGUGAAACAAGAGGAGUUGCAGAACAAUUUCUUGCAGGCCGUUGAGAAGUGCGAGAAGCAAAGGACGGCUCGAGAAGAAGCUUGGAGGGUAAGAGAAAUGACACGGAUCAGUAAAGAACAUGAGAUUUUAGUCCAGGAAAGAUCCGAGGCCGCUGCCAAAGAUGCUGCAGUGCUUGCAUUCUUGCAAAAGAUAUCGGCACAGCAAGUACCGAAUACGGUGCAAGUGCAAUCUCAACCGCAACAAGAGAAUCCUCCAUCCGAACCACCUCCUCCGACGGCGCCGAUAUCAACACCAUUGCUGCCGCCUCCAUUGCAGCAGCCGAAACCACAAGCCUUAAAUUUCGAUUAUGGUGUGAAUGAUAAUAACAAUAAUGUGGUUCCAGUUUCACUCUCACCAAGUCCUUCACGAUGGCCGAAAACUGAAAUCAAGGCUCUUAUAAAGCUUAGAACCAAUCUGGACGUUAAGUAUCAAGAAAACGGGCCAAAGGGUCCUCUGUGGGAGGUUAUCUCAUCCGCCAUGAGAAAUAUGGGUUAUAAUCGGAGCGCAAAGAGAUGCAAAGAGAAAUGGGAAAACAUCAACAAAUACUACAAGAAAGUCAAAGAAAACAACAAGACGAGGCCGGAAGAUUCCAAGACGUGCCCAUAUUUCCACCAGCUGGAUGCACUUUACAAAGAGAAGAUAGCUAAGCCAGACAGCAGCAUGAUGGCACCACUAAUGGUACGACCGGAACAGCAAUGGCCGCCGCAGCAAGAAUUUAACCGCCAGGCGGUGGCGGUGGCGGCUGCGUUGAUGGAAGAAGAAGCUGACAAGGAAACCCUGGAUCAGAUUCAAGAUGACGAAGACGACGGGGAUUCCGAGGAUGAAUACGAAGGGAAUGAUUUCGAGUUGGUAGCGAAAACUGCUCGAAUAGGCAGUGGCGGCGAGCGAGAGACAACAAAGGAAACUUAUAAUCAAAGAUGACAUCAACUGGAUGCAUCAUCACUGACAAAGGUGGUUUUACUAUACUACUACUAUAUUUACUGUGGUAAUAAAUA